AUGCGGCUCUUGGUAGUCAACGACGACGGACCCCCGUCCCCCGUCUCGCCCUACUUCGCACCCCUCAUCACCGCCCUGAACGAGGCGGGCCACACAACCGUCGUGGUCAUCCCCGACAAGCCGCUCUCGUGCAUCGGAAAGGCCCACGCAGUCGGCAAGAACCUGACCGCAGAGAGCAGAUGCCCAACAUCCUUCUCUUCAGAUGACAUCAACAGCAACAACAGCACCGCCAGUAAACCCUGUACUGUCCCCGGCUGCGACGAUGUCCAGGGACCCGAAGACCGCACCCACCACUGGCUAAUCGACUUUGACCUCGUCAUCUCCGGCCCCGACCACGGCCGCAACGCGAGUACCAUCUACGCACUCAGCAGCCCUCAGCUUCGGGAGGAUUGGCACCCCGAGGUGGAGGUGUACAGCGUCAACGUGCCCAUGGUCGCCGACGUCGGUGAGGCGCCGGUGAGGGUUACGAGGACUGCGGAGGGGAGAUGGGUCACGGGGGGACUGUUUGUUCCCGUGCUUGAUGAGUCUGCUGCCGCUGCCGCUGCCGCUGCCGAUCCUGAGAAGAUGGCCAUGUCGGCGUCGUCGCGUACGUAUCAGUUUCGGUGGGCGCCGCAGCUUGGUGAUAUUAGACGGCAAGCUGAGGAGAGUCCCGAGGGUGAGGACCUGUGGGCUUCGCGUAAUGGCGUCAUUAGCAUUGCUCCGUUGAAGGCGAGCUUUACUGCCGUGAAUGUACAGAAAUAA
Colletotrichum phormii is the source of this 741-nucleotide messenger RNA. RefSeq names its product survival protein sure-like phosphatase/nucleotidase. Gene Ontology annotation, cellular component: P-body. Lineage: Eukaryota; Fungi; Ascomycota; Sordariomycetes; Glomerellales; Glomerellaceae. The transcript is spliced from 4 exons. Bases 1 to 741 code for a protein of 246 amino acids. The record is from RefSeq and is a predicted model, not a curated record. Gene Ontology annotation, molecular function: hydrolase activity.